AUGCGACAAACUUGGCGUACACAGUGGCGCGUCACUUUUUCCGGUAUCUAUUCUUGUUCAUUCACGCCUUAUGUUGUGAAUUUUAUUUGGACUUGCGAAACUGCUCUAUGGUUUCUAAUAUCUCAUGUAGAAGAUCUUCAGACAACACUUACGUACCUCAACAAAUACCCGAAGGUCUUUUGGUCCCACUAUCACCAGCAAACCAUGGUGGUUGAAUGGGUGCUUUCAGUGGUAGGACAUCGGUUAGCCCGACUAUACGUGAAAGUUAACGUUCACCUCGUUUCCCCUAAAAUCGACAGCGUCCUCAACCGACUGGAUAGCAUCAACGCUGGUGCCGUCACCAUUCUACCGAAUGAAGUCCAGAAGAGUAUUGUGGCGAAUAUUUAUGGCGAUACUGGAGAGUUAAUGUGCAAGGCAACACUGAUUUCAGGCUGUGCACAUGCGGUGGUGAUUGUUCUAUCACGGGCGUGCUACUACAUUGAUGUGGCGGCCACUCUGGAUGUUCGGAAUAAAGUGCUGGGUUCAGAAAUAACUGCCUUGGAUGAAAUAUCAUGCCUAAUCCGUGAUAGAGAACACGCGGACUGUAAAGUAGUCAUGUUAUAUCAACUGGACUGGAGCAAGGAAGCUGCGUACAUGAUGCUACCAAUGCGCGGGAAUUUCCACAGCUUGGAAUCUACAGACGCUGCAGACCUGUUGAACAUAGGCAAGCGCUUCCAAAACGACUUUGGAGGCGAGGCUAGGACCGGAGUAGAAGCUGAGGCAAGAGGUAUUUGA
Suillus plorans is the source of this 774-nucleotide messenger RNA. RefSeq lists its product as uncharacterized. The record is from RefSeq and is a predicted model, not a curated record. The transcript is spliced from 10 exons. The coding region runs from base 1 to 774 and encodes 257 amino acids. Lineage: Eukaryota; Fungi; Basidiomycota; Agaricomycetes; Boletales; Suillaceae.